This is a messenger RNA of Strongylocentrotus purpuratus (purple sea urchin), 1080 nucleotides long. Its product is annotated as ubiquitin-protein ligase E3A-like. Gene Ontology annotation, molecular function: ubiquitin protein ligase activity. The record is from RefSeq and is a predicted model, not a curated record. Lineage: Eukaryota; Metazoa; Echinodermata; Echinoidea; Camarodonta; Strongylocentrotidae. Gene Ontology annotation, biological process: protein polyubiquitination. The transcript is spliced from 6 exons. The coding region runs from base 28 to 1080 and encodes 350 amino acids.
UUGGAGGAAGCUUUUCGGAAUCUGACAAUGAACCCAGCUGCAUUAAACCUGAGAGUAGCACAGCUUCAAUUCGAAAUCGACAACGACAAAGAGAAAGUUGUUGAAUCGGCGAUCUCGGAGGUUAAAGGUAAAGAUGAAACGUCUCUCUUGCUCCCGUUGGCGGUCCAUUUCAAGGAUAACGAAUCUUGGGGUGUAGAUGCUGGUGGCCCCAUGAAGGAAUUCUUUUCCCGACUGUUCGAAGAGCUGUUCAAUGUUGAGAAGCAUUCCAUCUUCAAGAAACUCAAGGAUUCUCCUUCGUGUACGACAUUGUGGUUUAACAAGGACGAUAAGGACCUGGACAAAUUGCGAUCAGUUGGCAAGCUGUUUGCUCUGAUGUUCUACAAUAAGGUCAUCGUCACAAUGCCGUUUCCACUUCUUUUCUACAAGAAACUGCUUGAAACUAGCCAAUCCCAGCCUGGCCAGUCCAGUUUCAAAGAUCUGGAACUACUUGAUCCCGGGAUGGCGAAGAGCAUGGAAACAUUGCUAGAGGCGAGUGACGAUGAGCUUUCCGACUACAGAUUUACAGUGGAUGGACCUGUGAACGAACCGGACAUCGAACUCAAACCAGGAGGCAGAGACGAGGUCGUGACCACAGCAAAUGUUCGAGAGUACAUUGAUCUUUACGCCAAGCACUACACAGCAUCCUCCCAGUUCGAUGUAUUCAGUGAGAGUUUUCGGAGCAUGUUCGGUCGUUUCCGUCUUCACCAACGUUUCGCACCACAAGAGCUGAUGUCAUUAUUCCAAGGAAGGGAAUAUGAUUGGAAGGCCUUUCAAAAAGUGAGAAUCUUGACGGGUGCAGACCAUGUCCCCAUUGGUGGUUUCCAGGAGAUUAGUCCUAAGAUGUGGCCUAUGGGAGGAGACGGAGAUUGUAGGGGGAACCCCCCGAAGGAUAUGUGCCCUGAAGUGAAUACUUGUCACGAUUACGUCGUGCUUCAUCUCCCGAUGUACAGCAAAAGAGAGCAUCUCAAAGAACGACUCAUGAAGCUAAUAGAGAUGAAAGGGCAUGGAUUUUAUAAAGAACGUGGUCUAGCACUUCGAUAA